Molecule: messenger RNA, 2853 nt
Organism: Thunnus maccoyii (southern bluefin tuna)
Lineage: Eukaryota; Metazoa; Chordata; Actinopteri; Scombriformes; Scombridae
Product: seipin-like
Exons: 1
Coding region: 262-1515 (417 amino acids)
Biological process (GO): lipid storage; lipid droplet organization
Cellular component (GO): endoplasmic reticulum membrane
Source: RefSeq, a predicted model, not a curated record
CUUAUCAACUUCCGGGUCACAGGGUCAUGUUUUGCGUGAAGCAGCAGAUGUAACUGAGAGCUAGCUAAGUUGUUAACGAGCUUAGAGACCACCAGAGCAAGUCGCUAAUACUAGAAAACAUCAAAGUUCAACCUUAAAAAAGCAAAGGAUGAUUUUACGUCAGCGGAGUCAAAAAGCUUUUGGAUCAAACUAUCAGUAACGAGCUGAACAGACGUGACAUGGGAAGGUGCAGAUAAGCGAUUAUGCAGUUUCCGCCCACUGAUGCAGGAACAUAAAGACCCACCACCAGCACCGGAGCAGCAGUCUGCCCAAACCAGGGCCAGAACAAGGUCUGUGUGCUCCGGACCAGACACGAUGGGAGGUGCGAUGGGACCGGUUCUACACUGGCUGCACGAUGUCGCAGCUGUGACUCUCCUCAAAGCCCGGCGGACUCUGUUUCAGGCUGCUAUCCUCCUUUGUGUGCUAGUCCUGCUGCUUUGGGUGUCCAUCUUUCUCUAUGGCAGCUUCUACUACUCCUACAUGCCCACUGUCAGCUUCUCCACCCCUGUGCACUUCUACUACACCUCUGACUGCGAUGCCUCAGAGUCAGCACUUUGCUCAUUCCCAACGGCCAACAUCUCCUUCAUGAAGAACGAGAGAGACCAGGUGAUGGCUUAUGGGCAGCCGUAUCGCAUAUCCAUAGAACUGGAGAUGCCAGAGUCUCCGGUGAAUGAGCAGCUGGGCAUGUUCAUGGUCAAGAUGACAAGUUAUACCAAAAAUGGGAAGACUGUCUCAUCUGUGGGACGAUCAACGAUGCUGCAUUACCGCUCCAGCCUUCUGCAGACACUGAGUACUUUACUGUUCUCUCCCUUCCUCCUGACUGGGAUGGCUGAGCAGAAGCAGCUCAUAGAAGUCGAGCUCUUCUCUGACUACAAGACGAAUGCUUAUCAACCCACUGUUGGUGCAAUCAUUGAGAUCCAGUCCAAGCGUGUGCAGAUCUACUCAUCUCAGCUUCGUAUCCAUGCUUAUUUCACUGGUAUACGAUAUGUUCUGUACAACUUCCCCCUGACAUCUGCAGUGAUCGGUGUGGCCAGCAACUUUGCCUUCCUCAGCGCGAUUGUGCUGUUCAGUUACCUGCAGUUCAUUUGGGGAGGGCUCUGGCCUCCAGAUCAAGUGAGAGUCAGGGUUAUGAUGGGGGACAACACCCGCUUCCAGCAGAGGAGAGAGGAGGCUCGGAAACGAAUGGAGAAAGAAAACUCGCAGAAGGAACUCUAUGCUCCCAAAUCGAUCGGUUCUGUGAAUGAGGCGUCUGAUUCCCAGGCAAAUGACACGGCGGCUGAGCUGUCGUCAAAGAGGCCCUCAGUAAUCCCGGACGCCUCUGGGGCAGAUGUGCCAGAUACCAAGGACGAAGAAGGGUCUCAUGACUCUAAAAUGCCAGAGGAGAAAGAGAGCUCAGACAUGUUGGAUGGGUGUCAGCUGCCUCACCAGGGCGAGACAGCACUCCGACAGAGACCUGGACCCUGGAUGAGCCUGUGAUUCGUGGGACCGCGUGUACCUACAGUACUGCAUGUGCUCAUAUGCCACAUAGUAUGUAGGUGUGGAUCUUGAUAGACUCAAGCAAACCCACAGUUUAAGUUGGCAGGAACAGAUGCAUGAGAAUUUAUUACCUGUAUUACUUUGACUAACAAACUACAGCUUAUUGUCUCGUCUUGAUAAGUUCACCUUGUUGCCACUUUGACCUCGGCUCACGACUUUCUGCUUAUUGUCUGCUCAGUGGACAGACGGUCCUGGAGACAAUAACACUUCUAUGGUCUUACAGUAUGUUGUGCAUUCAGUUUUAAUGAUGCCUGUAGCAAGAUAAACUACAUUCCAGCUGUGGCUUGUCCUACAGUUUUGUCUGUGGCAUUACCAUUAGCCAACAAUCUAUCACACCCUUUAAGUCCGUCUAACCUGUGUUUUAUUGCUUUGAUGUCUGUAAGGUUUCUCAUAUUACAGCCAGCCUAUAGCUGAGGCACACAACCUGACAAUCCUUCCACAAGUGACAUAUGUAGUUUAAACAUGAGUCAAGUCGCUUGUUAUUGAAUGUAGCUGUCCUGUACUUGAAACAAAAAUAAGUUUGAUCGCUCAUAAACAGGCCUUGUGAUCCUUUUUCUCAGAGCAAUUAGGUUUGGAAAAUUUGCCCAAAGUAGCGUCUUUGUUUUAAUAACUUCCUAGAAAAAAAUGAUGGGUCGAGGGUCCAGCCCGAGGAUAUAAAGAACUUAUUGCAUUUAUUAUUCAUCUUCAUCUUGCAUAUAGAGAAGUUCUGUUUCAGUAUAAUUGGCGAUUUAACUGCCGUGGCACAUUUAGUUAAAGAUCCGAUGCUUUAACAAAGUUUGGUUUCAUUCCAUCUGUUGUUGUUUUUUUGUAUUCAGUAUCUGUUACUGUGCAGUUUGCACUCUGCUGUUUAAUGUGAAAAUGGUAUUUAUUGUAAAAGCACCAAGAUAUUUUAGAUGAGUCUUUUAAGUAAUAAAUGUUUGCUAAUAUGUCUGUUAAUUAAGCAUGUCUACUUUAACAUUAAGGAACAUUAUACGAAGGAUAAGUGAAGUUACUGUUUUGAGGUUGGUGCUGGUUUAUAAAGCUAAUGAAGAGGAGUUAUAUGCACAGCCUCUAUGUAUUUAACCUACACUUAAGGGGAACUUGGGGUUUAAGCAAGUUAAUGAAAGGCUGUGCAAGUUGUGUUGAUGUAGGAUUUUGUACCAAAGAUAUAGUUCUCAUGAUCUGUCAUCUCGGAUUCUGUCAUGCAGGUUGUUCUUGUCUAAGCCUCUGAAGUUCCAUGAGUAGGUCUUAUUUAUGUGUUGACAUUGAAUUAAAGAAAUAAACACAUACAGCAGUGCA